Homarus americanus (American lobster) is the source of this 3089-nucleotide messenger RNA. RefSeq names its product 3-hydroxyisobutyryl-CoA hydrolase, mitochondrial-like (gene Hibch). Gene Ontology annotation, molecular function: 3-hydroxyisobutyryl-CoA hydrolase activity. Gene Ontology annotation, cellular component: mitochondrion. The transcript is spliced from 8 exons. Bases 162 to 1307 code for a protein of 381 amino acids. Lineage: Eukaryota; Metazoa; Arthropoda; Malacostraca; Decapoda; Nephropidae. The record is from RefSeq and is a predicted model, not a curated record. Gene Ontology annotation, biological process: L-valine catabolic process.
AGUAGAUCAACAUAUCCCGUCUUCCCAGCUGACAACAGAAUCCUCGAGAGUAACUGAGGAACAUCCAGUAGGUAUUUUGACCAUUAACAGCAGAUACCAGCCAUUACGUAACUUCCAAUCACAUCAGAAUUUGGGGGGAGUAACUCGGCUACGAUUUCAGAAUGGUGGUGGCACAAAUAACAUCGAGGUUGAGAACAUUGGUCCGUCCCCUCAUGAUGGCCAGCAGCAGGAACCUAUCGUCCAGUGCCCCGGAGGUUCUGCUGGAGGAGGUGGGGAACAAGGGCAUCAUCACACUCAACCGCCCUAAAGCCCUCAACUCUCUCAAUAUCAACAUGAUCCGUCUGAUUUAUCCUAAACUACAGGAGUGGGAAACUACCAAGUCUAUGGUUAUUAUUAAAGGUGCUGGAGAAAAAGCCUUCUGUGCCGGAGGUGAUGUGAGGUCCAUCGUGGAGACAGUCAACGACCCAAACCCCGUCGGUGAAUACUUCUUCAGAGAGGAGUACAUUCUUAACUGUCUCAUAGGAACGCUACACAUACCUUACGUGGCUCUCAUUGAUGGUAUCACAAUGGGUGGCGGCGUCGGGCUCUCAGUUCACGGCCAGUUCCGCGUGGCCACCGAACGCACGCUGUUCGCCAUGCCAGAGACGGGUAUCGGCCUUUUCCCUGACGUUGGCGGCUCGCAUUUCCUACCUCGGCUGGGAGGACGACUGGGCAUGUACCUGGCUCUCACAGGUCAUCGUCUUAAAGGGCGUGAAGUGAUGAAGGCGGGGUUGGCGACCCAUGUGUGUGACAGUGCAAGAAUAGGGGAGCUGGAGGAGUCCUUGUUGAAGAUGGAGUCGAACUACCCGGAGGACGUGGCUGCCGUACUUGAUACAUUCAGUCAGGAGGCCACAUUCAGCAAAAAUGACCCAUUCUCCCUCCAGUCUCACCUGCCAAAGAUACAGUCAUGCUUUUCUGGAGCCAGUGUGGAGGAGAUCAUCGCUAAUCUGGAGAAGCAGGAAGGGUCAGAAUGGUCACAAAAGCAGCUAGCGAUAUUAGGCAAGAUGUCCCCCACAUCUCUCAAAGUCACCUUCGAGCAGAUAGAGCGCGGGGCUAACCUCACCCUCCCUGAGUGUCUCUCUAUGGAGUACCGCAUCGUCAGCCACAUAUAUAAAGGACACGACUUUGCGGAAGGUGUGCGUGCGGUGUUGAUUGACAAGGACCACAAAACGUCGUGGAAACCGGCCACCCUGGCAGACGUACCCACGGAUGAGGUCAUCAAGAAACAUUUUGACCCCCUCGAGCCUCAAAAGGAACUUACGUUAUAGUGUUAACUUCCUUGAUACUCACCCUUCAAGCUGCCUACCAUCAACCACCUCCCCCCACCCCCCCCCCAAUACUGCCUCCAUUAAAACUCCAUACUGUCUUCAUUAAUACCCCUAUGCCACCUCAAUCAACACACCCUCACACCACCCACCAAUAACACCCCGACAUUCUCGAUGGUUGAUUAAAUUAUGUGAGAAAACUCUGCUGUUUCUUCCACUCUCUCUCUCUCUCUUUCUCUUCCUUCCACUUCCCUCUUCUCUUUCUUAUUCUCUCUCUUCAUCUCCCAGUUUCUUUUGGGCUCUCUACUAUAACACUUACUCUCACAGUAUAUCUAUAGAUGUCUUAAGUCAAACAGAUCUAUGGUUUCACCCUUACACCCAGAAUUAAUUUACCACACGACCCCCACCUGUACCAGCAGUGUUGUGGAGACCUAUCAGAAGACCUAGCUCACCAAUCUACCAUAACCAACUCUCUAUUGUACUAAUUUUAUUUAUAUAUUUUUUUACAAGCAGCAGAAUGUAAAUUUGUCAUUUUUAUUUUGUUAUUAUUGAUUUAUUUAAUUAUUUUAUUAUUUGUACAAGAGUUUGGUGGAAAUUAGUUUGUUGUUUUUAGAGAGAAGACAUUUGGUGUUUGUAAACAGUUUUGUUUGUAGAUUUAAAUUCAUUAAACAUUGUGUCAUAAAAUUCUACCUUCAAUUUAUUGAUUGUAAAAUAAUAAAUAUUCUGCUUCUUUAUACUAUUAUUUAAUUUUAGCGGUCAAAGUUAGUUUACGUAAUUUGACAAAGUAAACAUAGAGUGUCUGUCUAGGGAAUAGAAUAUAAUGUAUUAUGAAAUAUGUCACAAAAUUAACAUCGGUUUAUGAAAUGUAAAUACGCAUUUGUGAUUGUUUUAUAAUGAAACAUAAAUUGAACUGUUAAUUUUUUAAUUUUUGUCAUCAUUUAACCUUGCCUCCCACCGACCUAACCUUACCAUUGCCGAUUUUCUUAAGAGUUCUGUGUAUCUCGUAGCCAACCCAUAUAAUAAUACCUAGAAACACAGUUGAUUUGUGAAGAUAUUUCCACUUUUUUUUUCUCAUCUACAUUUUUCCGUGCAUAAUUCUCCCUGACCAUUUUCUUUAACGUUUGUUUACUCCUUGGUUCACCCCAUAUACAGUAGUGGGAGCGACAUACGGGACAAUAAUAAGGGGAGUGUGUCUGGAUAUUUCUACAAGUUGUUUUAGAUUUUCGUUAUCAUUGUUCAUAUUUUUUUGUGAAUUCUCUCCUCCCAUUACUACAUUAUCUUUGAGUUCUCUAUACCUCUAUGGUCCACCUUGUAUAAGGAUAUUGGAUAAUUGAGAUAGAAAUUGAAUAUAUAGCAAACAAGAAUCAUUAUUAGUAACAACACUUAUAUACAGUAUUUGAAUGAGAUGAGGUUGUGUGUGUAGAUGUUAAUAGUGUGUAAGUGUAUGGCUGUUAAUAGUGUGUGUGUUUAUAGGACAUAUUAUUAUUGUGUGUGUGCAUGUGUGUUUAUAGGAAAUGUUAAUAGUCUGUGUGUGUUUAGAAAUUGUAUAUCCUGUAGUGUGUGUGUCAGAGGCAGAUCCAGAGGUGUAAUUGCAAGGGGCACCUUCUGUACUACACCCGACUGUGAGUGCAAUACUGUAUAAAGCUCCCAGACUAACUAAAGUAUGUACUAAUAUGCGCCACUUCCAACGAAACUCAAGAAAAAGUAUAAUGUAUUAACAAAUGUUAGUUUUAUCUAAAAUCCAUGUAUGUUUGUUUCAUCCAAUCAACAUGAAGAUAUUAUAAG